Diabrotica balteata is the source of this 5694-nucleotide messenger RNA. NCBI's taxonomy places the organism in Eukaryota, Metazoa, Arthropoda, Insecta, Coleoptera, Chrysomelidae. The record is from the annotation of a GenBank genome assembly.
CGGGUGCGGCAUGCGCUGCUACAAGUGAGCAUAGUUGGUGGAAGAAUAGUGACAAUUUUUACAGUAUCUGAAAUGUUUUACAUAUAAAAGUAUCAGCAAUAAAUUUGUUUAGUUUAUCCUUUUGAGCAGUAAUAGAAAACGGUAGUUGAAAGGUAGUAAAAAUGCGUGAGUACAAGAUUGUUGUAUUAGGAUCGGGGGGUGUAGGUAAAUCAGCUUUAACAGUACAAUUUGUACAAGGAAUAUUUGUAGAAAAAUAUGAUCCAACAAUAGAGGAUAGUUAUAGGAAACAAGUGGAGGUAGAUGGACAACAAUGUAUGCUGGAAAUACUGGACACAGCUGGAACUGAACAAUUUACUGCAAUGAGAGAUUUAUACAUGAAAAAUGGCCAAGGAUUUGUAUUGGUUUAUUCUAUAACUGCACAGUCUACAUUUAAUGAUCUACAGGAUUUAAGAGAGCAAAUUCUACGAGUUAAGGACACUGAUGAUGUUCCGAUGGUUCUAGUUGGUAAUAAGUGUGAUUUGGAAGAUGAGAGAGUUGUCGGCAAAGAACAAGGGAUGAGUCUAUCCCGUCAGUUUAGCUGUGUUUUUAUGGAAACGUCUGCCAAAUCAAAAAUAAAUGUUUAUGAUAUAUUUUAUGAUCUAGUUCGACAAGUCAAUAAGAAAUCUCCAGUGAAGAUGAUAAAGAAAUCCAAACCCAAAUGUGUACUUCUAUAAUUUUAGAAAAUCUCUUGGAACCAAAAAGUACAUUAAAGAUUCAAAGACUAUUAUAUAUAUGUAGAGUGUAAAAGAGGCAAGUGUGGACUUAAAGUCUCUUGCAGUGAAGUUUUUUAAAACUCUGUAUAUCAUUCUUUUUAACACUAAUUUAAAUAUUUGUAAUAAAGUUGUCGGUUAAUUUUUCCACAAUCAAGGUUGUUAUUACAUGGUUAUCUAGAUGCAAUCUUAGUGAUAGAGUAUUUUGAAAUACUGCCAAUAUGUGGUGUCAAAUAGAGAUAUAGAUUUUGUGAAUUAGUAGUAUUUGCUACUUCUGAUUCAAGACUAUCCACAGGACAAUACUUCACUAAAACAAAAUUUUAACUGAAAUCUCUAAGGCCCAUGUCCAACAAUAUUAACAUGAACUGCAACUUCUUAUUCCGUUGGAAUUUCUCACUUUAACCAACGCCCAUUUGCCCCAUAAACUUUUCUUUGAUCAAUUUGAACAUAUUAACUUGUGGUGAGAUGUGAUAAUAAUCCUAUGGUGCUUUUCUAGUAGGUAGUGAUGUCCUUGGCGAGAUCAAAUAUUCUAUUCUCAAAAGGGUGCACCCUUACGAAUCACCAAAUUUUAUUUUACAAAUUAAAACAAAUCACCGAAAUAUUACACAGGCUGACAUAGGUCGACCAAUUAUUACCCAUUUAUAUCAAAUUUGGGAUCGUUUGCUGCAUAAAAACGUUUAUUCCAAAUCAUUAAACACUUCCAUUGUAUGAAAUACAAUAGAAAUCUUCACUCACAAGUUUACUUAUAAUCUUAUAUUUUUCAAUCUUCACUGCUCAUUUAAUUAAUUCCUUCUAGAGAAACUUCUUCGCUCUUUUAUCAUUAUACAAUUUAAUGUACUAAUUUAAUAAUAUACUAUACCAUAUUAUUGUGUUACAAUUUUAAAUAUAUUACCAACAACCUCGUUUGAAGGUAACAUAUUUGCUUUGAACUCCACACAGUAAUUUGUCUAUUUUAUUAUUACUACUGUAUCGUGUUAAAAUGCUUCUUCUUCUAAGCCAAGACCUACUUCUUCUUCCUUCUAUAUUGCCUUAAAUUAUUAAAUGGAGUAUAUUAUAUCUCUCUGGGCGCAUCUCUCUCACUUCCAUAACUUUUUCCAUACGCAGCAAAACAAAUUUUCUUUUUAGGAUUCUCCGAUACACACAGAUUUCAAAGCUCUCAGUUUCUGAGCAGAGUAUCAUCUUAUAAAAUGCAGCUGUGACAUUCUCUAUACAUAUUUUAAUUUCAUUGCUCAUGUCCCACUUCUCAUUUAGAUUACAACCAAGGUGAGUGAUUUUGUUGGUUCUCUCAAGUUGUUCUUCGUAAGUGUUAUUACUUCUGGUUGUAUUGGCGUUUUACUGACAAACAUCACCUUUAUCUUUGUAUUCGAUAUAAAAUUUGAUACAAAAUCAGUGCAAACCCGUUACCCAGUGGUUUUUAUGCUCAAAGGACGAAGCCUGUCCUUGGCACCAGGUAGUUUCCAUAAAACUAAAGAAGAUUCCCGUCGUGGGCACCAGGUGUCUCAAAGACCACUGCCGAGAUAAUGUUGUGUUUCGCGACCCCAAAAACUUCCCGACUAACUAAUUUUGUAUCUAAUUUCCACAAAACUCUAGGAGACGAGGCCCGGCCUGGGUCAUGAUAUUCGUGAUCAGUGUUCCCAAAAACUCCCGAAUAACGAAUGUGCAUUAAUUUUGUAUCGAAUUUCCAUAAAACUCCAGGAGACGGGACCCAGGUGCAUCAGGUGUUCAUUUUCUGAACACAUGUUUGUUGUUCAGGAAAUGUUAGCAUAAAAAGACACUAGUGUAUUCAUUACCUUCUUAAGAUCUUUCAGCUAUAGCAGUUUGUGUUUAUACACAACAUCGCGAUGGAAAAGUUAAAUUUAUAGGACCUUCUGGUGUACUUUGAUUUAUCGAACGUGCAGAGGCUGUUUUCAUAUGGUGAAGAGCUCGUGCUCGUGUUUCUUGGCAAAACUAGCAUUGUCGAUAGUACCAACGUGGGUAAUAACCUUAGUGGUUGGCUGUUGUGAUGGUAUAAUAUAUAGUGCAGUAGUACUUUUGGAGAUGAUACUAUUUUAUGUACUGACAUCUUCAAUCGUGAAUAUGGAAUCAAUAUUUUCGAAUAUGAAAAGCAAGAAAAAUUGCUCUUUUCUAAAGUCAGUAUAUCUAUCGAAACCAUCGUCUCAAGAAUUUGCUUAUAAUUCUGAUAACAUUUGUCAGGAUUCGCAGUUUGUUUGGUAGAGUUUAAUAGUGUCAAGCAAGAUAGAUGUUUUGCUGUUAGAAGAAACAGCAAUUUUUUUCUGUUUAUAUGGCGGGAUGUGAUCCGACAUACGCAAUAGUCGACAAAUUUAAAUUCUCUCCAAUUGGUUUAUUGAUCAUUAGUAGCAUCACUCAAACCAACACGAAUAAAGUUAUAAACUCUGGUUGUUAGUAUCAACCAUGUUAGUAUUACCAAGCAAUAAUAACUGUUAAGUUCCUCACCACAAUAAAAAAUAGUCUACAAGUUAAACAAACGCUAAACAACCUAAAUUUUUACAACAGAAAGAGAACUUAAAGUGGUAAAGAAUUUAUUAGGCAAUGCCGAAACUUCUCCCAAACUAUAUGUGAAUAAUAGUCCAUUCUCGGAAAGUAAUCAACAGUGGCGGAUGAGCAAUAAUUUGUAUCAGUAUCCAUGUUUCAGUUUGGACAUACCAAAUAGAAUUAAAGCAAUGCCCUUAACAAUAUUUAAUAGUGAAUUACAUCGAAUAUUUUGCUGUAUUUGAGUAAUAUAUUACAUUUUUUCAAUGAUGAACUGCUGAUACUCAAUAUACCACCAAAACUUCGUAUUUUGCUAAAAUCAAGUGAGAAUAAAUAUUACUGCCUAAAAACAACUAGUUAGCAGGGCGAGUUUUGACAGGAGACUCAUUAUAGGCGAAUGUUCUCACCCUUAAUCAUGAAUUUUAUAUUCGAUGUCAUUAAUUAAAAUUUCGAGCGAAAUUUUCAUCCAUUUCUUCGAAUGUUAUAUUCAUAAUAAAAACAUUAAUGCUGGGAGCAUUACUUAUAGUUUAGUUUCCUCAUAUCAAUUAUCACUGUUCUCUAGGUGUUUCCAUUUGGUAAUAUUUGAUUUACUUCGUUUUUGUCAGAAUACGGAGAAUUAUUAAUUCACUCGUUAAGUAUUUUUUCACCAUUGCUAUCGUCUUAAUUAAUAUCUCCAGUCCCAAAAUUGAUACUAAUAUAGUUGGUAAUAACUCAGCUCUUGAUUAGUUUCCGAGAAUUGAUUAGUAACCCAAUAAAGUUCUGGAAUAGGUUCGGCACUAAAAAUGUAUGGUAGACUAACAGGAUCUUGUCGCGACGAAGUCAAAUUUAAAGGACCUUUUGGCGAAGGAACUUGAGUCAUUCUGAUUUUUUUGAUUUUGCAUGGUCCUUUCUUGUGGUAAGGAAUUCAUUAGUAGUGGUUUCUUGCUACAACUGCCUUGAUUGAUACUAACAUCGAGAGUUAUAGCUUUAGUGGUACUGGUUUUUGUGAUAGUACCUCUCGGCGGUAGAUCAUCAGAUUUUGAUAAUUUUUAUCGAAUAUUAGGAUAUAUAUAUUAACUAUCUAAUUAAAUUCUCUUCUAAAACAAAUUUUGAACCCUGUCACAUGUUUUAUCAGAAAUCUAAGCAUAAGCUAAAUCUAUCUUAAAGAAAGGUUACAUUUUUUGCUGAAUGUAAAUCUAAAGAAGAAAUGUUUUUUACCUUGUGAGUUUUGAGUUUCUUUCGUAUUAGGUCUGUUUAGACCAGAAGGGUUGUACAAUUUCAUGACAAUCUAACGCGCUUUCACAGAUUUCUAUACAUGGGUAAUAAGAUCGUAUGUCUAGCCACCUCGUUUUUAUAAAUACCACCUAAAUAAGUAUAUUGUCUUCUAUGACCAAACAUUUCCCAAUCUAUUGUAAUGUCAGUAUAGCAUUAAGAAUAUUAAGCGUCUCUUAUAUGAAUUAAUAAAUGUGCGAUAUGAUGUAACUAUCUUUAAAAUUUUAAAUAUAAUUGUUGCACUUUAUGAAUAUUCCUAUAUUUAUCUUUUAGCAGUAUUUAUUUUAAUAAAUAGUAAAAGAAUCCACCAUUUACUUAUUUUUCCUAACUAUAAAGAGGUUGUCAGGUCAUUAUGUAAACCAUUGCUUAUCUGAAUUGAUACAUCCAUUCUAAAACUCAUUUAUACAAAUAAACAGUCACUUAACACUAUAUAUGGAAAAAAAAUUAAAAUAAAUUCAGAGCUAAAAUAUAAAACAAGAAUAUAAUCAAUUUUUUCAAAUGUAAAUUAGCUAAUCAUCAGCUUAAAUGACAAAAUAAUGCUUUCUAUUAUAUAAAAAAUUCACACAUGUUUAUUUUCACAAAUGAAUUUUUAAAUAAAAUGAGUUUUGGAAUGGAUUGUCUCAAUUAUGGCAAUGUGGAAUAUAUAACAUAAUAUUGUUUCGAAAAUGCACAAGUAGAGGUCAGUUUUUUUAAUGUUAGAUUUAAUUAAAUUGUAAUUAUCUUUUGGUGGUCUUGUCCUUUUCAGCGAAGUUAUUCAUUAGCGUCUUUGGUGACAGGUUUUUCAAUUUUGUGUAUCCAAUUUUAAAGAAUUUUGCUAGGAAAUACUAGUAAAAAGAGGGAAACGUUUAUAUAAGAUGUAAAUUAGCCACAAUAUUUGUUUGGUGUGGCAAGAGAAAACGUUUAGUAGGAUAAUAAAAAAUGAAAAUACUGUUCAAUAAAUAAAAUAACCACAUAGUGCAGUUAACAGUGAUAACAGAUAAUUUGAUAAAAAGUCAAUUAAUGACUUCUGCAAUUAGUAAAGGCAGUAGAUCAAAAUAUAUUAAGCAUUGAUUUUUUUUUAUAAAACCAAUGAUUUUUCAUUUUGUACUUUUAAAUUUAUGAGACUAUUUAGAAAAAUAUGCUAAACAUUUUUUGUUUCCAAAUCUAUUAUAAAACUGAAAAUGCAUUAUAUUAAAGAUAUCCAUACGGACUACUGCUUUCUUUU